GAUGCGGUGUGAAUUUGGACAAUGCUGCGCCGACGACGUCGAUAAAUCAGCUAAUACAUAAUUACAAUCAAUCACAGCAUGCCUCAAAGCAACUCAGACCUUUAUCGCAGGAAGAAUUGCUAGCCGGAAUUUUGGUAGAAUUUGAAAUGUUAUAUAAGGAAUUUUGUGAAUGCGGUUAUGAAUCGUUUUUGGAUGUUUACUACAAAAGAUGGUUACAUAGUGAUCAAAUCGUAACGCUAGAAAACCACGACAAUCGCAAAGCAAGGAUCCUUGGUAUAAAUAAUUUUGGAUAUCUGAGGGCCUUGACGCUAGAUACAAAUGACACAGUCACAUUACAACCAGAUGGAAAUCGAUUUGAUAUAAUGAAAGGCAUGAUUAGCAAGAAAUUGUGA
Molecule: messenger RNA, 392 nt
Organism: Acaulospora morrowiae
Lineage: Eukaryota; Fungi; Glomeromycota; Glomeromycetes; Diversisporales; Acaulosporaceae
Source: the annotation of a GenBank genome assembly